Elgaria multicarinata webbii is the source of this 1154-nucleotide messenger RNA. It is a transcript of the gene APOO, whose product is annotated as apolipoprotein O. Gene Ontology annotation, cellular component: MICOS complex. Bases 15 to 719 code for a protein of 234 amino acids. The transcript is spliced from 9 exons. The record is from RefSeq and is a predicted model, not a curated record. Gene Ontology annotation, biological process: cristae formation. Lineage: Eukaryota; Metazoa; Chordata; Lepidosauria; Squamata; Anguidae.
UCCGUUCGUGACGCAUGGCUUUACGCGUCAUCGCCGCUGCGCCGUACUGGAGGAGCGGCGCCGUCCCCGCUAUGUUCAAGGUAAAGCAACUGGUGGCUGUUCCUGCUAGCUUGAGCUUACUUGCUGUCCAGGUAUGUGCUGCUGCUCCCGAGAAAGAAGCUUCCAAAAAAAACUUACUGAAAGUUGAUGAGCUUUCACUCUAUACCAGUCCAGCUCCAAAAUCAAAAUAUGUGGAAGACCCACGAACGCAGUUGGAGGAAGGCAUUGGUUAUCUGCGGCACUCUCUGGAGCCGUAUACAGCCUGGUUUCAGGACUUUUCUGGCAAAGCCUCACCAAAGGUAGAAAAAGCAACUGAAUAUGCUAGAGAAGGCUUUGUGCUUCUGAAAAACCCACCUCCAGGAUUUUAUCCAAGGCUUGGUGUCAUAGGUUUUGCGGGUCUUGUUGGAUUGUUCCUGGCUAAAGGUUCCAAAAUAAAGAGGUUUGUGUAUCCAGUAAGCUUCAUAGGGAUAGGUGCCUCUCUCUACUAUCCACAGCAAGCCAUUGCGAUUGCUAAGGUAACUGGUGCUCAGGUAUAUGACUGGAGUCUGCAGGCAUACAUAAAUAUAGAAUCUCUCUGGAAAGAUAGUCCAAAAAAGAAAAAAUCUGCAAAAGCAAGUGACAAGGGUGAUAUGGAGAGUGACAAAACAGUGAAGGUACAAGCAGAAAAAGCAAUAAAAUAGAAUUCUCUAAUGCUUUUAAUUUAAACAGGUGGACAGAAAGCCUCCAGAAGAUCAAUGCUUUACUAGAAAAUCACAAACUGUGGUGACUGUGAAUAUCGUCCACCUGUGUCUUGGCUCAGGAACAGACUAGCCUUACAGCCUGUCUGAAAGCACCAUGCCUGAAUGUGGAAGGACACAGCCCUGUCUUCUGCCAGCCUUGAAUUUUAGGUCAGAGUUCUAGAAGAUUACUCGCUCAUAUUUCAGAACCUGGGCCUACAUUUGCCAUCCUGAGCUCUACUUACAAGGAAGUAUGUUCCACUGAACUUAAUAGGACUUAAUUCUAAUUUAAUUUUUGGGGUCGGGUUCCAAACUGAAUUGCAAAACUCCUCAAUCUCUUGUUAUUUAUAGGCUUAAUUAAAAUGAAGAUUAAAAACAUUGCCUCUUUUUCCCCCCUCA